Messenger RNA from Epinephelus fuscoguttatus (brown-marbled grouper), 10491 nucleotides. It is a transcript of the gene myo15b, whose product is annotated as myosin XVB. Gene Ontology annotation, molecular function: cytoskeletal motor activity; ATP binding; protein binding. The transcript is spliced from 67 exons. The record is from RefSeq and is a predicted model, not a curated record. NCBI's taxonomy places the organism in Eukaryota, Metazoa, Chordata, Actinopteri, Perciformes, Serranidae. Gene Ontology annotation, cellular component: cytoskeleton; myosin complex. Bases 139 to 9996 code for a protein of 3285 amino acids.
CUCCUCCCGAGCAUGGGUGCGUGUUUGUAUCUGUGACACCAGCUCUCGAGGACAAACCGGAGCACUUUGCAGCCCCCCAGCCAUGCCUGGGUUUCACCUGAGAAGCCUGGUAAUUUCAACCCUGAAGAAUUGUUAGCCAUGUCACCAGUCAAGUCCCAAGGUAGAAUAAAUGCCACAAAGCAGAGGGCAGGAAAUCAACAGAAAAAAAUGAGACAGAAUCUUUCCAGACCGCCUCAGUCUCCCUCUAAAGUGCCUAAUGGAAAACAAAAAGUUAGAGGGAAUUCACCAAUUCCUGAGUACAGAAAGACAGAUAAGGUGAAGAGCAGUGGAAGGAAUAAAGCAGAUCCAAGUAAAAAGAGAAGUCCAGAACCACAGAAACAAGCGGAAAGCACGGUAGGAAACGGAAUAACUGUAAAUCGUGAAAAGGGUCAACAUAACAAAGAUAGUAAGACAGGAAUAAACAAGACAACUAAACUUAAACCUCCACUAAAAGCAGCCCCAACCAUACAAGGGAGGAUCAACAACAACCUCCCCACCAAGCCUGAGAACAAGAGAAGUGACAAAGUGACAGAGAGUGAGGAGGAGGAAUCAGAGAGCGAUGCAGGAAGCUCAGAGGAGGUGACGGAAGAGGAAACUAGUAACGAUGAGAAAGAGGAGGAGCAGGGCAGUAACACAGAGCCAUCUGAGACACAUGGGAGUGAGGAGAGCAGUGAGGAGGAGGCUGAGGAGGCAUCGGAUACUCAAAGAGAUACAGGACAGACAGCAAGCGAGGGAUCGGACAGAGAGCUUUCAGAGGAAGUCAAAUCCAGAAGUGAACCGGCCACUUCCAGUGAAGAAGAAGAAGAGGAAAACCACAAGGAAGUUGAAGUAUUUGAGGCGGUCAUCAGGGAUGUGGUUGAAGACAGGGCGAUAACCCAGGACACAUCUGAAAAGCCACCAGCUGAUACAGCCUGCAGACGACGCAGACAAACUCCCCGUCCCUCGAAGCCUGCACAAGCACCAAAAUACAAGAUGUUUAAAAAAACAAAAGCAGAUAAGCAGGCAGAGAAGGCUGAGAAACAGAGAGCCAAAGCAGAGAAGCAGAGGUUAGAAAAGGAAGCCAAACAAAAAGCCAAGGAAGAAAAAAAGAACAAAAAGAAACAACAAAAAGAGGACAAACCAAGUUCUACAACAGAGGAGACUCAACCAACAAAAGAUCCUCCCACCAACAAAGAAGAUGAAAAUAUAAAUGAGAAAGAUGCUCCUGUAGAGGCAGAUCCAGAUGAGGUAGAGGAGGAGAAGGCUGAACCAAUACUGACCAAAGCCAUCAAAGGCCAAAACCGAAUAAUGCUUCUCAAAGCCAAAGGUAAGGAUCUCAAAGCCAUUCUGGAGCCUGAGGAGCAGCAGGACGCUGGAAGUACCGUCAAAGGGCGGCCACAGGGAUUGCUCUUGGGGAAGGUCAAGAUGGCGUCUCUCCGAAACAAAGCAAAUAAGAUGCUAACGAAGCCUGACGAGGAAACAUCAGAGAGUGAAGCCACUGAUGGAGCGUCCAGCAAACCCAAGGAAUGUUUGAUAGUGCGAAGAAAAGGUAUGACCACUCUUCGUCGAGUGUCCGGUUGGAUUCAGAAAAAUGUGCCACGGGGGUUGAAUAUGAGAAAGAAGCUUUCUGCUUGGACUAAAGCCAUCGGGAUCUCCCACUGGCUUUCCCUUCGAUCAAUAAAACAGAAGCAAGGCCCCAGAAAAUCUAAGGGCAAUAUCCUCAAACACAGGAUGGCCAUGAGAGUUGCCAGUAAAACCAGCUUGGCUGGUAAAAAUAGAAGGUCCUCUGUGGACAAAAUGGGGAAAGAGAAUGCCAGCCUUCAGGAAAAGGAAGAGGAGGGAGGGGAGGAAGCAGUCCCAGUUGGAGAGAAAGAGGUAGAGGCCAAAUAUGCUGUGGUACUCCCCAGGAUGAACAAACUGGGAAAGGCAAAGACAGCAGAGGUGCCCCAAGCAGCUCCUGGAUCUUCUACUCCAUCAAGUACCACUGGACCAUCAGGAGAACCCACUACAUCACAGCCCAAACCCCCAAAACCAGGUGCCAGGCUUGUGCUCCCUGUAAAACCAGAUCUCAGCCUCCUGAAGUCCAUCAAGAAGUCCUUGCCUGGAGGGUUACAGUCAGGUGCAGAUGUGGCAGAGAGGAGCCCUGGCUCCAGUGGUACACCAGAGGGACCAUCCAGCACCGAGGAUAGAAACAGGAGACAUGCCCACAACAAUCAAGAUGGAGUCAGUGUGCUACUGGCUGCAAGAGGGAAACUGAACCCCUCCCAGAUCAACCUGACCAAGAUGUCCUUGUCAGGGCCGACUCGGGCCAAGGGACCAGAUUCAGAAAGCGAGGCUGCAGCUGGGAUUCCCAGGUCCACCACUCAGCCCUUUCCAAAUGGGGAGGCAAAUGCUGUGAUGCCUGGUGUCCGGUCCCUGUAUGAAGAAGAGGCAGACAGGGAAGUAGCCCAGUUGAUGGGUGAGGGGGGAAUGUAUGCCAUCACCCAACCAGAAGUGCACUGGGCUGGGAACCCAAGGAUGAGUGGAGACCCUCAGGACUGGUUGCGUGCUGAGAACCUGCUGCCCCACCAGACAGUGGAGAAGCUAACCAAGUGGACAGUCUAUGAUGAUGAGGGCCAGGCCAGGACCAUUCCUGCCCACAAUGGGAGGGGCCCCUGGGAAUCAGAUGACCCCACCCAGGAGAUGCUGGAGAGUCGUCUGGUCUGCACACAGAUGGUGAUGCCUGGCAGCAAAAGAACUGUAGAGGUGGAUGAGGUGGAGGAUCUGUCUCAGCUGGAAGAGGUGUGUGAGAGCUCUGUGCUUCUGAAUCUGAAGAAGAGGUUCCAACGUGACUGUAUUUAUACUUACAUUGGAAACAUGCUGCUGUCCAUUAACCCCUUCAAGCCCCUUAACAUCUACACAGAGGAGCUGAGACAGAAAUACCAGGGCAAAGAGCAGUGGAGAAACCCACCCCAUGUGUAUGCCAUAGCCGAUGUCGCUUUCAGUCACUCUCAAGCCUCCACACAGGAGCAGUGCAUCAUCAUAAGUGGCCAGAGUGGUUCAGGAAAGACUGAAGCUACUAAGCUGAUAGUCCACUACCUCAGCUCUAUGUAUCAGGGCAGAAAAGACAACCUGCGACAGCCCAUGGAGGUCUUUCCCAUCCUGGAGAGUUUUGGGAAUGCCAAGACCAUUCUCAACAACAACUCCAGCCGCUUUGGCAAGUACCUCCAUAUCCACAUUCUCCAUGGGGUUGUUGUAGGGACCUCGCUGUCCAAAUAUCUCCUUGAGAAAUCCAGAGUUGUCUUUCAGGCCAAUGAGGAGAGGAACUACCAUGUGUUCUAUGAGCUGCUGGAAGGUAUGAACGACUGGGACAAACAGGAGCUCUACCUGCAAGGAGCCGAGACCUAUUACUACCUUAACCAAGGUGGUGCCUGUGAAUUGAAGGGGAAGCAGGACAAGCAGGACUUCCAGCUUUUGGUUCAGUGCUUUGAGACCAUUGGUCUGCAUGCUGACCAGAUCUCCACCAUCUGGGCCAUCCUCUCCUCUAUCCUGCAGCUCGGCAAUGUCUGCUUCAGCUCCUAUGAGAGCGAGUCAUUUGAGGUGGCUCGAAUCUUCAGCGAGGCUGAGGUCAGGAGGGUUGGCUCCUUGUUGCAGAUUUCCUCUGAGGCCCUGCAGACUGUCAUCACUCACAGAGUCACGGAGACAACCUAUGACAGGAUAUACUGCCCUCUGUCUGUGGAAAGUGCCAUAGAAUACAGAGAUGCCAUUGCCAAAGCCUUAUACUCAGUGCUGUUUGACUGGUUGUUAGAGCAGAUCAAUGACUGGCUGAGCCCCACAGAGAUGGACAGCACAGUGGGCAUAGUUGACAUUUACGGGUUUGAGGACCUGGGAGUGAACAGCUUUGAGCAGCUGUGUAUCAACUUUGCCAAUGAGCAGCUGCAGCACUUUGUCACCAAGGCAGUGAUCUCCCAGGAGCAGGAGGAGUAUAGUGCAGAGCAGAUCCAGUGGUAUCCGAUGCCAAUCAAGAACUUCCACUCCUGUCUUGAGCUGAUCUCCUCCAGACCACACGGCAUUCUCCGCAUACUGGACGAUCAGACCUGCCUCCCGCAGGCCACUGACCACACCUUCCUCCAGAAGUGCCACUACCACCAUGGGAACAGCCCCUACUAUGCCAAACCCAAGAACCCAAUGCCAGUCUUCACUGUCUAUCACUACGCUGGGGCUGUCACUUAUCAGGUUCAUAAUUUCCUGAAUAAGAACCACGACCAGUUCAGGACAGAAGUGGUGGAGCUUUUUGCCAGGAGUCGCUUAAAGAUGGUGUCGGAGCUGUUCCGCAAGGUUCAGGAUGCUUACAUUCAGCAGAGAGAGCUGGGCUGGAGAGGGAGGGGCCUCCGCCAGCAGCCCUCUACCGCUGCCUCACACUUCCUUCAGUCCCUGACUGAACUCACCACCCGUCUGGAGAGAUGCAAAACUACUUUUAUUCGUUGUCUGAAGCCAAACUACGUCAAGCUUCCUGGGAUCUUCGAUGUAGACUAUGUGUCGGCCCAGCUAAGGCAUGCUGGGAUGAUGGAGACCAUCCACAUCAGGAAAGAGGGUUUCCCUGUACGGAUACAGUACUCCUACUUCAUGGAAAGAUACGGGGUGCUGCUGAGCCAGCGGCUGCCCGAGGUGUCAGACAGAGAGCAGUCGGUGGCUCUGCUGGACAUGGUUGGUGCAGAGGAGGGACAGUACCAGCUGGGACUCACCAAGCUGUUCCUCAAGGAGCUUCUGUACCAGCAGCUGGAGGAGAAGUGGAGCAGCACCCAGACCUGGGCUGCCAUCACCAUCCAGAGGAACAUCAGAGGCUUCCUCUGCAGGAGGAACUUCAGGUUCUUCAAACAGAAAGCCAUCAUCAUCCAGAGCCACAUCAGAGGACACCAGGCCAGGAAGUACUACAAGCGUCUGAGGCAGUCCUUCACUCAGUUCUGGGCAGUGAUGAUGAUAACCAGGGACACCAUCAAGAGACGCCACUGGAGGAAGGUAGAUAUGAGAGAGGGAGAGAGAGAGAGAGAUCGCCACUGCAGAGAAUUUCACGAGAAGAACAAAGUGAAGGCAGUGACAAAGACUAAGUCUGUCUCUCCAGCAAUGGAUGUGGGGAUGUUGGAGAUCCCUGCUGAACUGUCAGCCAGACUCCGCAGUGCAGCAGGGCAGCAGCAUGGGUCAGGGGUCACAGAGAUGGCACCUCCACAGGUGAAGGCAGAACACAAGCUCACCCUGCCUCAGGAUAUCGACAGAUACCCAUUCUCUCGCUAUGCCAAAUCCAUCUUAAAGGACACAUGGUGCCAGCCUCAGGAAUACCCCCUCCAGAGAUCCCUCACCCCUCUGGAGCCUGAAGAUGCCAGAACUGCCCUAGAGAUUUACAAAUUGAUCAUGCGGUUUACAGGUGAGUCAGACCUCAGUGGCUGGCAGGAGCAGAUGCUGGGUAACUAUAUAGUGGAGAGGGGUCAGAGCCGCCCGGCUUUGAGGGACGAGAUCCUUGCCCAGCUGGUUUAUCACACAUGGGGCCUGCAGGAGGAGCAGCACAGUCUGAGGGGUUGGCUCCUGCUGGCCUGCUGCCUCAGUGCAUUCACCCCUUCACCAACACUGGACAAACCCCUACUCAAGUAUGUGUCUGACCAAGGUCCAGGGGAAUACCGCUCACUGUGCCAACAUAAACUGCUGACAUCUCUGCAGCUCCCAGCGCCCACUGCCCGCAUCUACCCCCCCACCCAGCUGGAGUGGACCAGCAACCAGAGAAAGGGCACCAUGCUGCUGGACGUACACACCUUCAACGAUGAGAAGCUGACAACUGAAGUGGAGUCAUGGACCACAGGAGAACAGCUGGCCUCAUGGCUUCUUCAUUUCAGAGGUGUGUCAGAGGCUGUGCAGGGCUGGUCGGUGUCUCUUCUGACCGAUGACGGCUGGUCAGAUCUGGCUGGCUCGGACUUUGUCAUGGAUCUUCUAGCUGGAGCUGAAGCUGAAGUGCUGCCACCACCAGGAACCCCCUCCUCUACAAACUCUGACUACCUGUUCGGCAGCCAGGGAGACAGGAUGACAUUUACAGAUCUGGAUGACUUCAUUCCACCAGCACCUCCCAUGCAAGCUCCUGGGCUGCCUCCUUUUGAGGGAAACCCCUGGGGAAAAGCUUAUCCACAGGAAGGCCGUGGUCGACAGAUCGAUGCAUAUGUUGAUGACUUGUUUGACCCUGUACUGGACCAAGGACCUCCGGACAUGGAAAGAGUAGCCAUGCUAAACAGCAGGAUGAAAGGAGGAGGAGGGAUUGGACCCAUGUAUGGAACUGGUAUGCCCAUGACAAUGCCAAGCUAUCCUAUGGGAAUGCCAGUAAAUCCUGCAAUGCCCAGCUUUGGUGCAACUCCCAUGAUGCCAACCAUGCCAGCCAUGCCAGCCAUGCCAACAAUGCCAGCCAUGAUGAUGCCUCAGACUCCCAUGGCUGACCCCAUGCAGAUGGCAGCAUCACAGCAGGCCCUCAUCAACCAACAGGCCUUUCUCAUGGCCCAGCAGAUGACCCUGCAGGCGAUGAGUUUGUCCCAGCAGCAGACGCAGGAGCAGCAGAGGAAGCUGCAGGAGCAGGAGAAAAAGCAGGAAGAGGAUAGGCAGCGGAGACGUCGUUUCGAGCCACGGCCCAAGGAACGCUCACCCUCCCCUUCCCCUUCCCCUCGAUCUCCCUCACCCCCACCUGCUCGUCCCAAAGCAUUGGCACCUAAACGCACCUCCAGCCGCAGACAGCCUGAGCCAGAGCCAGAAAGAGAAGUGGACUUACCAGAUCCAGAUGACCUUCAGUCUUUCAGAGACAAGCAGGAAUACUUCAGAAAGAUUGGCUUUCAGCCCCAAGGUGGAUCAAAACCCCAAAUGCCUCAUCCAGCCCCCUCCAGCCCACCUAGACAGCAGCAACGCUCCCCGCCAUUACCCCCACCUACAGCACCUAAGCCUCCUGUGAAGCGUCUCAACACCCCUCCUGCCAGAAAAGUGGAGCCCCCAAAACCAAUACCUACUCCAACUCCUCUCACUGAGCCUAAGCCUGAACCCACCUCCAGCAUUCGGGAUAUCAUCAAACAGUUUAACAGCCGACCCCAACCAGAAGCCAAACCCUUUGAGCCUGUCAGACCUCCGCCACGGAAUUUUAUAAAGAAGAAUGAUCCCAAAGAGGAAGCUCUGGCCAAACUCAGAAACAAAGCUCCAGUGCCACAACAACAGAAACAGUGGGUGCCUCCACCAGUAAAACCUAAGAGGCAGCAACCUCCUCCCAGGACUCCAUCCCCACAGCCCUCUCCUCCCUCCACCAGGGGGCCCCGGGUCAUCUCCAACAGCAUGAGGCAGAAACAGCGCUCCCUGGAGGACCUGUUUGGCUCGCAGCGCUCCAUGAACCAUCCGCCUCCACCCCCAGACUCCCCACCACCACCUCUGCAACCAACACCCAUCCUUCAGGACAUCCCAGACCCACCAUCCAUGGCUGCCCCAUCUCUCGCUGUGAUGCUAGAUGUGGAUGGUAUUCACUCCCAGCUCCUCCGCUUCUCUGCUGGGGUUUACUUCUCUUACUCCAACAUGCCGGGAAAACUGUUCCUGAGGAAAGAAGUGUUUUACCCCAGAGAGAUGUUCAACCGGCCCUACAUCCUCAAUCUGUUAUGUGAGCAGAUUAUGAGGGACACCUACUCUGACAGCUGUGUGAGGAUUAGCAGAGAGGAAAGGAGGAAGAUGAAGGACCUGCUGGCUAAUUUCAAUGUGGGAAUGACUAUAAGCACCAUCCAGAAUGACAAUAUGAAGAAGAGGAUUGUCAUUGCCGCUCGAGACAACUGGGAAAACUACUUUACCCGCCUGUUCCCUGUGAAGCCAGACACUGGGGAUUCUCAGGUCUUGGGUGUGUGUCAUCGUGGCAUUCGUCUCCUGAAGAUGGUCAGAGCAUCAGGCAUCAACCCCAAACACCUGCGUCCACUCAGAAGCUACAGUUUUGCAGAGUUGCUGUCAGUUGAGCUCCAGGGUGCAGACAAAGUGGAGCUGGAGCUGAAGAAUGAGAAGUUGGUGCUGCAGUCUUCCAGAGCUCCUCAGAUGACUGCCAUGAUCCGAUUCUUCCUCCAGGAGCUCAUCAGGGACUCAGGCCAUGUGGUUGCCCUGAAGAGUUACAUGACAGAUGACAAAAGUCUACUCAGCUUCAGUAAGGGUGAUGUCAUCAAACUGCUGCCAAUGGAAGGACAACAGGCAGGCUGGUGUUUUGGCACCUUGGGAGGGCGUUCUGGUCUUUUCCCAGAGGACUUCACCCAGCCGUCUGCUGCCCCAGACUACCACUGUCUACACCUUGACCGAAGAGAUGACAGGAGGAAAAGCAUGAGGGGUGCUACAUCUGUCAGUGCACCCAAGGGCCCGUCUCCAGGUCCCAUCAGCAAAGAGGCCACAGUCCCUGGAUCAGGCCAGAGGUCAGGCCAAGCCUCAAUUCAGAGCUCAGUCCAUGAGUUGGAGAUCCUGUCGGGUAUGACCGAGUUUGCCAUCAAGUACUUCAGAGUGGGGACCACAGGUCUGCCAGCAAGUGGAAGGAAUUUUUCAGAGGCAGUUCAACACACAGAGAGUCUCAUACAGGAGUCCCUAAUUCUCUACAAUGAUCCUGAAAUCAAUGAUUUAUCUGUCCAGUGCUUCAUGAACAUGAUGCAGUUCAUGGGUGACAUGCCAAUGAAGAAGAAUAACACCCAGUCAGACUGCCUGAGUGACAUCUUACUGUUAGGGAAUGAGAAGGAGCUGCUGAGAGAUGAAAUCUACUGCCAGGUCAUCAAGCAAACCACCAACAACCCAACAAAAUCUAGCUGUACUCUCGGCUGGCGGCUGCUCAACCUGGUGACCGGGUUCUUCCCUUGCUCUGGUACUCUGCAGCCCUAUGUCACACGUCACCUACACGACAUCUCUCAGGACUACGAACACCCAUACCAAGAGCUGGCGUGUGUGUGUCAGGAUAACCUUCAGCGAUCUGUCAGUUUUGGUGGUCGCCGUAACAUCCCCUCACAAGUAGAGAUGGAGGCCAUUCUGGCCGGCAAAACUUCUCGCCGUAUUCCUAUCAAGUUGCCAGGAGGGGUGGAUUUCCCCAUCAAGAUACGCAGCUCCAGUUUGGCAGCAGAGGUGGUAACAGAGCUCUGUAAAGAAAUGGGAAUCUCAGAUCUCACAGAAAUCAGAGAGUUCUCCAUCUUUGCCAUCCGAAGUCACGAUGGGAUGGUGCGUCCACUCCAUAGUGAGGAGUAUCUGUUCGACUUCCUGCUGGAUGAUGGCUCCAUCUCCUUUUCCCUGCGAAGAGUGAUAUGGAGAAGCCCUCUGUCCUUUAACAGUGACCUCUAUGUGGAGUUCCACUACCAGCAGCUCCUGGGUGACUACCUGAGUGGGCGGCUGAUUUUUGCUCCAGCUCCGGGUGGUUCCUCAUCAGUCCAGCAGAUAGCAGAGCUGUCAGCCCUGCAGCAUCUGGCUCAGGGACUGAACGAUCAGCCCUCACUGCCAGAGAUUAAGGAGUACCUGCCCCCACAGGACGGGCUCAGCAGUAAAGUCGAAGAGAUCCACUCCUUCUGUCUGGGCCAGAUAGCUGCCAUGCACUCCCUCAGCCCUCAAGACGCCAAAAUACAAUUCAUUGAGUUCCUGAGCACCCUGCCUCUGUUUGGCUCCAGCACUUUCUUGGCCAAGAAGGUCAGUCAACGCGGCUGUCCCUCCCCAUGCAUGGUCAACAUUAGCCAGGAGGGGGUGCUGUUCCUUCACCCCAAAACACAGGAGCGAGUGUUUCUGAUUCCUCUGGCAGAUGUGCAGUCCAUGCGCACCAUCCGCCCCAAGAAACAAAGCAAAGUGCCAUCUAUGGAUAUCGACUAUGGCAAUCCAAGCCGACCCAAAAAAGUCACCAUUCAUCUCAAAGAGGCUAAGGAGUUGUGCCACAUCCUUGCUCUGAUAAUAGAAGAGCUGAUCCGGCCAUCAGUCACCAGCUCCAUUUCAAGUCGCCAGUAGACAGACAGACAGACAGACAGACACACACACACACACACACACACACACACAAUAUUGACGUUUUUUGCUGAUCACUGUCUUCUUUAACCAACUUUGUGUUUACCAUUUUUUGUUAAUUUAUCUUUUUCUCUGUGUAACUUCAUGGAUCGUGUGUCACCGAUAAAAUAGACUGAAUAGAAACAUGCAUAUGCACACACAUUGCUGAACGUCUCUGCGGUGUUAUGUUAUCUGAGAGGAAAUGAGCUGACAUAAUUACUCAUCUGAUCAAAGAACAGAAAUGAAUGCAGGAAAGAUUCAAGUCAUUUACUCAUCAUUAUUAUUAUGUGAAUAAACCAAUGCCUUAAAGUGAUUCUUUUUGUGCAUUAAAAUUCUAUGACAUAAUCGCUGAAAUGUAAAGUUUGUUAAUCAGUAUUGGAAGUUUAUGUUUUGAUGAUGUCAUGUUAUAUAAGUGAAUAAUUUAUAAGCAUUAAAAAAUAUGUUGAUUAUUUAAUCUGA